CAGCAUCAAAACGAAACUGACUGCUAACAACACUCAGGUGUUUCGUUUAAAUGCCUCCUCCAGUGAAGUGUAGGGUUUAAAGAGAACAUCCCUCCACUGCAGCAGGAUGCUUCCUUCCCUGUUCAUGAUGGACACGAUGGAGACUGAUCCCAGCAGCUCCCCGGAUGAAGCCAGGGUGGAGAGAGGCUUUGACCAAAAGGUGUUCGUCAACAGAAGUCUGACGCUGGAAAACAUCAAAUGCUACGGCUUCGACAUGGACUACACGCUGGCCGUUUACAAGUCCCCUGACUACGAGAGCCUGGGCUUUGAGCUGAUAAGAGACAGAAUGGUGUCUAUUGGAUAUCCUCAUGAGCUCCUACGUUACACAUACGACCCCAGCUUCCCCACACGCGGUUUGGUGAUCGACACCAUGUAUGGGAACCUCCUGAAGGUGGACUCCAACGGGAAUAUUUUAGUUUGCAGUCACGGCUUCUGCUUCCUUAAGGGAGAAGACAUUCACAAGUACUACCCCAACAAAUUCAUUCAGAGAGAUGACACCGAUCGCUUUUACAUCCUCAACACACUCUUCAAUCUGUCAGAGACGUAUAUCUACGCCUGCCUUGCCGACUUCUUCACCAGAUGCACCAGAUACACAAACCUCUUGAAAGGUUACCAGCACGGAGACUUGUUCAUGUCCUACAGAAGCAUGUUCCAGGACGUUCGAGACGCCAUGGACUUCAUUCAUGAAACGGGAAUCCUGAAAGAUCGGACUAUCAAGAAUUUGGAGAAGUACGUAAUCAAAGAUCCAAAUAUUUGUGUUCUCUUGUCUCGGAUUAAAGAAGUAGCCAAGGUUUUUCUUGCCACCAACAGUGACUACGGCUACACUGAGGCCAUUAUGAAAUACUUGCUUGAUAAUACUAUCAAGACUGGAAAUCCGAAAAAGUCCUGGCGCUCCUUCUUCGACCUCGUGGUCGUGGACACCAGAAAACCUCUGUUCUUCGCUGAGGGGACAGUGCUGAGACAAGUGGACACGAACACAGGAAAGCUUCGGAUCGGGACGUACACAGGCGACCUCCAGCACGGCACCGUCUACUCUGGAGGAUCCUCGGACAUUGUGUGUGAUCUGCUGGACGUCAAAGGUAAAAACAUUCUCUAUGUUGGAGAUCACAUCUUUGGCGACAUCCUCAAAUCUAAGAAGCGUCAGGGCUGGAAAACCUUCCUGGUUGUGCCAGAGCUCUCAAAGGAGCUGCAUGUGUGGGAGGAGAAGAAAAAUCUGUUUGAGGAGCUGAAACGUCUCAACGUCUUCUUAGCUGAACUUUACAAACACCUGGACAGCGGCAGUCGAGAGUGUCCCGACAUCAGUGCCAUUCAGACACGAAUGAAGGUGUUGACCUACAGGAUGGACAUGUCCUACGGUCAGAUGGGCAGCCUCCUGCGCAGCGGCUCCCGACAGACGCUGUUCGCCAGCCAGCUGAUGCGUUACGCAGAUCUUUACUCAUCCUCCUUCAUCAACCUGCUGCACUACCCCUUCAAUUACCUCUUCCUGGCUCCUCCUGUCCUGAUGCCCCACGAGGUAGCAAGUCAAAACUCGGCCGAAUUUGCUUCAUCAGACCUCUCUGCCGUCACCAAAAACAUUGUCAAAACCUGAGGACUGAGAUGAGACAGAAGAACUUUCUACAGAAAUCUUCAAAUGACCUUCGACAUGUCACAGUCCCCAUUUUUGAAGCUGACUUUUGCACGAGGAGUUUGUUGCAGCUACGAUGCGUCUCCUUUAACAAACAACUCACCUACUGCUCCACCCACUGGACAUGAAAUACAUUCCUGUGCAACAUUUACCAUAAACGAAGCUGUGAUGAGAUUUUAUUUUACAGGGUUAUUGUAUAUAAGAGUGAUGACUUAUUUUUUGUGAACUUUUGAUGUGAUGUUUAAGAAGUGACGUAUUUGUUGUUUGAGUAACUUCUGUUAAAUUAUUCCAAUAAAUCUUCAUUGAAGGACAAGAA
Molecule: messenger RNA, 1979 nt
Organism: Hippoglossus stenolepis (Pacific halibut)
Lineage: Eukaryota; Metazoa; Chordata; Actinopteri; Pleuronectiformes; Pleuronectidae
Gene: nt5c2l1
Product: 5'-nucleotidase, cytosolic II, like 1
Exons: 18
Coding region: 107-1627 (506 amino acids)
Molecular function (GO): 5'-nucleotidase activity
Source: RefSeq, a predicted model, not a curated record